Messenger RNA from Aaosphaeria arxii CBS 175.79, 1051 nucleotides. Its product is annotated as DUF1770-domain-containing protein. Gene Ontology annotation, biological process: mitophagy. The record is from RefSeq and is a predicted model, not a curated record. The transcript is spliced from 2 exons. NCBI's taxonomy places the organism in Eukaryota, Fungi, Ascomycota, Dothideomycetes, Pleosporales. Gene Ontology annotation, molecular function: mitochondrion autophagosome adaptor activity. Bases 85 to 627 code for a protein of 180 amino acids.
CCUUUCGACAUUCACGUCCGAGGUUUGUCGUCACUGCGCGCAUCUACGGAGACUUGCAAUUGAAUUGAUAUAGAAUCCUUCGAGAUGGCGAAUGACCCCGCGGUGGAGAUAGCCUCCGUGCUACAGUUCGCCCACAUCAACCGCCAGCCAUCACCCAGGCACGACAUCAACCCAUCGACAGCUGCGUCAGAGAAAGAGCCGGUCCGCCUCCAUUCACAGCACGACCCAGACGCAAUUUCAGAGGCCGAUGAAGAUGAGAUCCCCAUCAGCGUGCUACAGCCCCUCCCGAGGCGGAAGACGAUGCCACCUCUUCCCGACCUACGAUUCGAGCAAAGCUACCUGAAGAGCAUCGAACACGCGGAGAGCUGGAAAGGUGUUUUGUGGAUUACAUUCCGCGACCAGGUCCUGAUGUGCUUCACGCAAGGUAUGCUGUGGGCGCUCACGGUCAGCGGAUGGCAACAUUUCAACCGGAGCUCCAAGUUCAGCGGACAGACCAUGGGCGCGCGGAUACGACGGUGGUGGUGGGGCGUGAACAAGUGGUCGCUUCCGAAGCAGAACUCGGGACUAAGGAACAAGAAUCUGGGGAGGAAAGCUGCGGAGUAUUACAAGGAUCAGGCUGUCGACUAGAGAAUUUAAGAGAACAUGGGAGGAUAUACCAGCAUUAAAGGCGUUUUUAUUGGCGUGGAAUGUAUCCAUAUUCAAAAUCAUCAAAUCGUCAACGAAUCACAAAAUGGGAGUUUUCAAGCAACGAAUGAAUAUAACAUAUGGAUGGGUCAAAUUCCCUGUCGACAGAGGCCCUCUGUUCAACAUUCCCGUGAUUUAUUACAAUGACAUAGACUGAAUUCCCGUCAAACACAUCCAAAAAUGCGAGGAGCGUUUGCCUCGUUACAUGGAUAUAUGCUUUGAAGGGUGAUAUACGCCAUCAGAUGAAAAGCAAGUGGCCACUCUAAAAAGCAAGUUUUAGGAAUAUCGCGUUUCGAGACAGAUCGGACUACAAGAAUUCUAGUCGCAAUCAUUCAAUCUGCAGGAUCUAAACAAAAUCAACCACUGA